AUGACUUUAAUUUGUACCCAAUCUCAUGUUAUUCAUCCAUUAGACCGUGCUUGUACAGAAAACUUUAAUAUUCCCCCACGGUCGUCUUCUGCUUCACCAGAAAAAAAGUCUUCUGAGGUUAUCUCUCGAAUGU
Racocetra persica is the source of this 133-nucleotide messenger RNA. The record is from the annotation of a GenBank genome assembly. Lineage: Eukaryota; Fungi; Glomeromycota; Glomeromycetes; Diversisporales; Gigasporaceae.